Messenger RNA from Pneumocystis murina B123, 2302 nucleotides. RefSeq lists its product as hypothetical. The record is from RefSeq and is a predicted model, not a curated record. NCBI's taxonomy places the organism in Eukaryota, Fungi, Ascomycota, Pneumocystomycetes, Pneumocystales, Pneumocystaceae. The transcript is spliced from 7 exons. Gene Ontology annotation, cellular component: nucleus. The coding region runs from base 25 to 1281 and encodes 418 amino acids. Gene Ontology annotation, molecular function: RNA polymerase binding; transcription coregulator activity.
UACCUUCAAGUACAUAAUUCAUAUAUGUCUGAAUCUUCUGGGUUGUAUGACAAAAAAGUUGGAUCUUUUGAGCCGCUUCCACCUGGCUGGACGGAACAUUUAGCACCGUCUGGGCAUCUAUAUUAUUAUCAUAAAGCUACUCGUGUAUCUACAUAUAAACGUCCUUGCUUGGAUUCUUUACCGGAAAAAUUAGAUAAUACUUCAUCAUCUGGAGCAUCUAUGGUUUUAGAAAAAUCGGAAGAUAAAUCGAGUUUAUUGAAGAAAGAUGCUAGUUUUCCUAUAGAUAAGGAGUCUUCUCUCCGUUUAAAAGCAGAUCGUCCGAAAUACAAGUUUCCAAUUGUUAAUGCAUUUCCUUGGGUUAGAGUAAUCACAAAGCGUCGUUGUCAAUUUGUGCAUAAUCCAGAGACAGGAGUUUCUCUUUGGGUUCCUCCAGCAGAUGUUUUUGAAGCAAUGGUUCAUGAAAAUAAGAAUGGGAAACUUAUGAAUGAGGUUUUGGAUAGAUUUGGAGAAUCUUCGAGUAAUUCGGACGACUCUUUAUAUAGUUCUGAUACCGAUGACUCUUCCAAUGCUUGUUCUAAUAAUGAAAAUCAUGCAUCUGCUGAUGAUUCUUGCAAUGAUCCUUUUACAGCAUUGGAUCAUACAGAAUAUACAGAAAAUGAUAUUGCUUGGCAACUUGAAGCUAUAGAAAAUAAUAGUAUGAUAAACAUUGAUCCAGAAACAGAAAUUUCCGAAGAAGAAAAGGCUCUACAGUUUAAAAUAAUGUUACAAGAGUUAGACGUUAAUCCAUAUCAUCCUUGGGAUCAGGAGGUUUCAAAGAUUGUAAUGGAUCCACGUUAUUUUUUAAUUAAUACUAUGAAAGGAAGAAAAGAUUUGUUUGAAGAAUUUUGUAAGGAACGAAUUGCACAACAAAAGAAAGAAAUAGAAUCUAGACCAAAAAGAGAUCCUAAAAUCUCAUUUAUAACAUUACUUCAAAUUCCACAGACAUCUAAGAUGUAUUGGCAUGAAUUUCGAAGGAAAUUUAAGAAAGAACAAGAAUACAAAGACUUUGGGAUGAAUGAUAAAGAAAGAGAAAAGCUUUUUAGAGCAUAUCAAGAGCAAAUGAAAUAUGAUAGUAAAAAGAAAGAACAAGACUUCUACGCACUGCUAAAAGAAACAUCAACUGUGACAAAAAAUACUACACUUCUUUCAUUACCUGAUGAGGUAUUAUGCGAUUUGAGAUAUGCUGUAAUUCCCUCUGAAAAAUUAGAAGAAUAUAUUGAUAAAUAUACUAAAACCCUUUAAUUUUAAUCUAGCUAGAUAAGUGUUUAAAAAAUUAUUCAAGAAUUUGAAAUAUUUGUCAUUUAUUCUAUAAAUUUAUCGCGGUUUAAUGCCUGUAUGUAUAGCAACAAUCCCAAAGGAAAGAUUGUGAUAUCCAUUACCUAUCAACUUAAACCCUGCGCUUUCCAUCAUCUUGGAAAAUGUUUUUUGAUCAGGAUGUUUUACAAUUGAUUCGGCAAGAUAUUGAUAACUAUCUCUAUUUCCUACUACAACUUCACCCAUAAUUGGAAUAAUAUUGAAUAAAUAAUAAUUAUAUAGUGAUUCUAAAGGCUUUAAAGAUAUCCUUGAAAAUUCCAAACAGCUAAAAACUCCUCCAGGUUUUAAUACACGAUAUGCCUCUUUCAGAACAUCCAUAAUUCUUGUACAAUUUCUAAUACCAAAUGCAAUUGUAUAGAUAUUUAUAGAUGAUGAUGCAAUAUCCGUCAAAUUUUCUGCAUUUUGUAUGAAAAAGUCUAUCCUUUUGGCUAAAAAAUGUCAAUUAUUUUUUUUUAAAAAAAAACAUAUACAAUAUCUGUAACGACUAUUUUCAAGCCUUUUUUUCCCGAUCUCUAUCAUAUCAGGAUUUAUAUCUACACAUUUUACCCUUGUUUGUGUAUCAAAAUGAACAUCGGUAGCAUAAUCUAACAAACGAAAUGCAAUAUCUCCUGUCCCCCCCGCAACAUCUAAAAGAUGCAUUGGUUCUUCAUUUAAUGAGCCUGGAUCUAGCCUCUGAACGAAUUCAUCCUUCCAAAGUCUAUGAAUACCUAAAGACAUGAUAUCAUUCAUUAAAUCAUAUGAAGAUGCAAUAGAAGUAAAAACAUUAUGAACUAAUAAUAAUGUUGGCUAAUUCAUAAAUGAGUUUUCAACAAACCAAGGUUUUCUUUCUGAGAUUCUGGGACCUUUUUAAAACCAAAAUGAGUACCAUUUUCUAAAAUUUGAUCUUUCAAAAUACGAGGUGAAAAAUGAUACUGUGAUUUGAUAAUAAAUGACGGUUUAUAUACCAACA